Molecule: messenger RNA, 1861 nt
Organism: Thunnus maccoyii (southern bluefin tuna)
Lineage: Eukaryota; Metazoa; Chordata; Actinopteri; Scombriformes; Scombridae
Exons: 11
Coding region: 105-1256 (383 amino acids)
Source: RefSeq, a predicted model, not a curated record
UACUUCCACCAGGAAGUAACUAAACAAGUUCAUUCAUUGUGGACAGUUUGAGAGCAUUUUGUGCAGGCGGUAUUGUAAUUAUUAAAUACUCAUUUUUUUUCAAAAUGCGGAGGAGAAACGAAGCUCAAGCGUCAAGCAAUGAACCUGUCAAUGCUGACAGAAAGGAUGCAGAUCAAGGACUGCGCAGCAAAGCUGAAGUUAAAGGCAAACUCUCUUAUGGCUCUGUACUCCUGAACAUUGGAAAGUGUUUGCUUUUAAUCAUCAUCGUCCCCCCAUUCCUCAACUAUGCAUCGCUGCAGAGAGAAGGGCAGAUGCUCUUGCCCAAAGAUGGCCAGAUUGUUGAUGUUGGCUUGGGUCAAAAGAUGCAUCUUCUGUGUAAAGGACAAGGAAAACCAGUUGUUAUACUGGAUGCACCAACUGGAAUGUCCUCAGACAUUUGGUUUCAUGUCCAAGAGAGUGUUGCUACAUUAACAAAGGUUUGCACCUAUGACAGAAUGGGACUGGGCUUCAGUAAGCGGCUGAUGCAGAAUGAGAGCACAGGAACUGAGAAAGUUUGGGGGAUGUCAACGACUGGACGGAUGGUGGACGAUCUACACCGACUCCUGCAGGCUGCUGGGAUAGCCAAGCCCUUCAUCCUGGUCGGCUCUGAGCUCGGCGCACUCAACGGCAGGUUCUACAGCCACAUUCAUGAUGCGCAAGUGUCAGACUUGGUGCUGAUUGAUCCCAUCCCAGAGGACAUUUUUGAGGAGGACCAGUGGAAGGAGUACUGGUAUGGUAAGCUGUUGCCGUCACUUCAAGCCAAGCAGUUUUCAGCAGCUACCGGGCUGAGCCGCAUGCUGAUUAUCCUGGGGGCCAUUGAACCAACUAUCAAAGGCGAAAAUGUCUCAGAGGAGGUCAUCCAGCGCCAGAAAUAUCUACUAAGUAACCCUGCCCACCAGAGUAGUGCUGUGGAUGAGCAUUACUUUCUGAAUGAAAGUGCAUCUCAAGUAAGGGACAUCACAAAAUUUAAGCCCCUCUCCAGCAGGACAUCAGUGAGCGUGAUCACUGGGGAUUCCUUUGACCAACAAAUACCAGAGCACCUAAACCAAAUGGUAUCUAAGCUUCAAAAGAAGUUUCUGGAGGAGUCCUACCCAUCAACCAAUCACAUUCACAUAAAAGGAGCAGACCGGCGAAUGAUCUACAAGAAGCCAUCUGCCAUCAGCCAGCACCUGAGGAAGCUAGUCAACCAGAGACAAGCCAAACAGCUGAGAGAGUGACUAUAUGUAACUAUUCCACAGACCUGGGCAGAAUGAUGGUUGAAUAUGUUUUAAAUAUUCAAUAAAAUAUUCAAGUUAUCUUGUUUAGCAUUUCCUGCAGCAAUAUGUAGAGAUUGUCUACAAGUCUGGUGAGGUUCAUCAUGGAGUCAAUUUUUGCACAGCUCUGCUGUAUUGGAAGCUUUUUAAUUGAAGAUAACUGGAGGGUAUUCAGUUUGAUGAAAUAUUUGCUUUGUCUUAGAUUCAGAAAAUCUUAUCUUCCAAGUCGUUAUUUCAGUGUCUUUACCUGGUUGGCCAGUGCCAAAAAUUAAUACAUUACUUCUUAUCUGUGUAAAGGCCACACACGUCACUGCUCAACCUGAUAUUUUUUUUUAUCUUGUGCAGCUCUGUCUUAAUAUUCUGCAAUGUUAUAGCCAUAGGGAAAGGUACAGUACAUUGGGUUCCUGUGUCUCUGUUGCAUCAGCCUCAGUCAUUUGUUACUCUAAUAUAAUUGAGUUGCAUCACGACCAGUCAUAGACAUCUUUUUAUUGUUUAGUUUUAAUUUUAUAAAUUGCAAACAGAUGAGUCUUCACAAUUUUUUUGUAAAUAAAAAUGUGUACUUUUCUGUC